Messenger RNA from Sporothrix brasiliensis 5110, 588 nucleotides. RefSeq lists its product as uncharacterized. NCBI's taxonomy places the organism in Eukaryota, Fungi, Ascomycota, Sordariomycetes, Ophiostomatales, Ophiostomataceae. The coding region runs from base 1 to 588 and encodes 195 amino acids. Gene Ontology annotation, biological process: protein targeting to ER. Gene Ontology annotation, cellular component: mitochondrion; endoplasmic reticulum. The record is from RefSeq and is a predicted model, not a curated record. The transcript is spliced from 3 exons.
AUGGCCGGACUCUCGAGCAUCAGCCCGCAGGUGACGAACCUGGUCAUCAUCCUUGGCAUGAUGCAGGUGUCGAAGCGCAUCCCUUUUGAGGACCCGCAGACCCUCCAGCUGGUGCGCAUCGCCUACGCCGCCAGCAACGCCAUUAUCCUGGCCAUUUACCUGUACAUACAGGCUCAAAUCAACAAGAAGAAGGACCUCACGACUCUAAAGUAUGUCGAGCCUGCCCCGAUGGGUUCGUCUGAAGAGGGCAAGCUCGUCACGACCACCGUUCAUGCCUACGACAAGAGCCAGCUGAAGCAGCUCAUGCGCGGGCAGUUGAUGGGUGUCGGCAUGAUGGCUUUCAUGCACCUGUACAUGAAGUACACCAACCCGCUCCUGAUCCAGUCCAUCAUCCCCCUCAAGAGCGCCCUCGAGGCCAACCUCUCCAAGAUCUACAUCUUCGGCCAGCCCGCGUCCGGCGACCUCAAGCGCCCUUUCAAGACCGGCGGAGGCCUCAUGAGCGGUCUGCAGAGCGGCCCUGCUCAGAGCGACAAGAAGGCCGUUGAGGCUGCCGAGCGCGCCGGCCAUGGUGGCGUAAAGGAGGAGUAA